AAGCAGAAGAUUUUCUUCGAGGGGGAGUGUGACGCGAGCGAAUUUUUUUUUGAUGAAAGUGCUGACUGUUCUUUUCGUUCCGGCACUAAGACUAAGCUUUGCAUGACUGCACGUACGAUAAAGCCGUGAAGUCGGUGAAAAAACAACAAAAUGCCCUCCUCGUCCUCCUCCUCGUCCUCCAGGAGCACCUCCUCGUUCGCGGAGUCCCUCCCCGCAAGGAUGUGCUACUCGGCGGUCUCCGGCAUGGGGGCCGCGUGUUUUUGCCACCCCUUCGACGUGUUACGGGUUCAGAUGCAGGUCGGGACGGUUUCCAGGAGCUUUGUUGGCACGGCGAAACACAUUGUGGCGGAGGCUGGUAUACUACCUGAUUUAGAUUUACAAUUACACAAGGUCAAGAAUCAUUCUACCUCUUGAUCUGGCCUGGUCGAUAGACAAGCGCAAACAAAAUCGGCUCCUUCAUCAGCUUUUUUGAUGCAAAAAUGAAGAUGAAAACAAAGACAAACUUCACGCCGCAUGCGUCGUGCUUCAGCAUCGCACAUGAAAACGAAUCACUUCCCAGGUGUGCCCGGUCUUUACAACGGGCUUUCUGCGGCUUUUCUCCGCCAGUGGAUGUACGGCUCCGGUCGGAUGGGCAUCUACUCCUACCUAUGCAAGAAAAAACAAAAAGUUGUGUAUAUUGUAACUCUGUAAAAAUGCAGAACAUACAACAGAGUUACCCCUGUGGUCAUGCCAGACAGCCAUGAAGUCCUCUUUUCGUGUGUGUUUUCCUUUACAAGCGACGCAUGACAGAUUUUCUCUGUCAUGUAGAGCAAAUGUGCCAUGCUGUCAGCCAAAGAAGGCUACACUAACACAGUUUUUUUCUUGGUGGAUACUACCUACUUUCCGACUACAAGGCGAAAAAUGGGCCCAAAUCCUCCCCGACGUUUCUGGAGAAGAUCGCGUUUGGCGCGACCUCCGGCGGUAUUGGGGCUUUUUUUGGCACACCGUCCGAGGUCGCGAUUGUGAGAAUGGCCGCGGACUCGCAGCUAUGACUGCAAAAGUAUCGUAUUCGUAUAAAUGCAUAUACAAAUUUCCUCAGAAUGAGAAAUAAAAUUUGUAAUGCGAAUUUACCUUAAGAAAAAGAUUUGUAAAUGCAAGAUUGCAAUACGAGCACGAUACUUUUGCACAGGAUAGCAGCUGCCAGCGGCGGAAAGGCGGAACUACAGGAACAUCGUGGAUUGCCUUAUCAAAUGUAAAAAUGUCUGGGUCUGGAAACUUGUGAUGCUGGGUGGCGUCUCAUGAUGAGGCCACAGAUGCUGGCUCAGCAUGACAAGUUUCUGAGCUUCUAGGUGUUGCCUAAUCUGCAUGACAAACUGCGUUCCUGCAUCGCAGAAAAGUGGAGCUCUUGGGUAACGUGCAUGACAGAUCUAAGAGUCAUGCCAGACAAGCAUGACAAACAUGCAUUCUUCCAGACCCAGACACUUUUACAUUUGAUAUGCCUGUCGCAAAUCGCAAAGAAAGAGGGACUGGGUAGCAGUGGGCUGUACAAGGGAGCGACCAUCUAUCCAGGAAAAAACACGCAUCCCCAUCCAAUUUGUCAUGCAAAACAUGCACAAAAUCCACUAUUUGUCAUGCAAAAAAUGGAUGGGGAUGGGUGUUUUUUGCUGGAUACCAUCACCGUGAUCCGGGCCAUGGCGCUGGCCAGUACACAACUGGCGACCUACUCGGAGACGAAGGUAGAGGCGGUGUUUGUCGUCGUUUCAGCUGGUGCUAGAUAGACGAGAGAACGAGAAGAUGCUUUCUUGAGAAAAAAUUCUAUUGCUGACUAUUGAAGCUGAACAGACUACAACAUGUUUGUCGCACUCGUCCUCAAGAACACUCCAUGGAUCAAUGAUCAUCAAAACAAGGUCUACCUGACGCAGAAUUACCCGGACACCUUCACGGACGGCGGGAUUGCGACCUUACUAACCUGCUCGUUAGCGGGUUCGCUGAUCUCUAACACAGCCUCGAUGCCCUUCGACGUGGUAAAGUCGCGCAUCCAGAACAUGCCCACGCCGAAACCCGGAGAAGCACCGCUGUACGCCGGCGUGGUCUAUCAAAUGCAAACAUGUCUGGGUCUGGAAACUUGUGAUGCCAAAUUGUGGAUGACUGAAACGCUUUCGAAUGCCGCCAAGCAUGACAAGUUCCUGCAACGCACUGUUUCAUACGUAGCGCGCAUGACUACAAACUGCGUAUCUGCGUGACAAAGAACGCUGCCCGUUUGUUGGUCAUGCAAUACAGAUUUUCUUUGAAUGUAAGACCAGCAUGACAAGUUCACUUUUUCCAGACCCAGACACAUUUGCAAUGCAUAUGGUCGACUGCGCGACAAAGUCCGUCGCGAAGGACGGGCCGUUGGUUUUGUGGCGAGGUUUUUUCCCCGCAUUUGUGAAACUUGCACCCUACACCGUAAUCAGCUUGAGUCUGCUGGAAAAAAUCACGUUCUUGGCAACGGGCAAAGCGGCGCUGUGACGAAAAAGUGCUUGGGCGACGACAACAUAAAGCGGGGUCAUCAAGCGCGAGCUCGAGAAAGUAGAAGUGGCUGAUGUUCCUGCGAGGGUCGUGUUAAAAAAGUUGUU
Amoebophrya sp. A120 is the source of this 2594-nucleotide messenger RNA. The record is from the annotation of a GenBank genome assembly. Lineage: Eukaryota; Dinophyceae; Syndiniales; Amoebophryaceae.